Molecule: messenger RNA, 840 nt
Organism: Fulmarus glacialis (Northern fulmar)
Lineage: Eukaryota; Metazoa; Chordata; Aves; Procellariiformes; Procellariidae
Gene: IBSP
Product: integrin-binding sialoprotein
Exons: 6
Coding region: 1-840 (279 amino acids)
Biological process (GO): ossification; bone mineralization; cell adhesion
Cellular component (GO): extracellular region
Source: RefSeq, a predicted model, not a curated record
AUGAGGACUGCCCUGGUCUUCGCCUGUCUGGUGGGGAUGGCGUGCGCCUUCUCGGUGUUCAAGAACAGGCACCGGUAUUACCUGUACAGAUAUGCCUACGUAUAUCCCCCGCAGCAACGGUACCAGGGCAGUGACUCCUCAGAGGAAGAGGGGGACGGCUCGGAGGAGGAGCAGGAAGGGGGGGAGCCAUCCCAUGCUGGCACCGAGGCAGCUGGCUACCCCGCCGGAGCAGCCCCUGGGGACAGCCAGGGCAGGCUGGGAGGAGACGUUGCAUCCCCCCAGCAGGGCAAGGGCUGCCAAGGGCCCCUGAAGGGGGGCAGGAACAGCGCUGCUGGCAAGAGGGGUGACUCUGAAAACGAAGACAGCGACGAGAAUGAGGAGGAAGAGGAGGAGGAGGAGGAAGAAGAGGUAGCCGAGAACGAGAAUGGCAUCAACGGCACAAGCACCAACGCCACGGAGGGGGCAGAUGGACCUCACGGCAGUGAGGAGGAGGAAGAAGAGGAGGAGGAAGAAGAAGAAGAAGAAGAAGAGGAAGAGGAGGAGGAGGAGGAAACCGAAGCCACCACUGUCGCCAGCACCACUGGCAAAGAGGAGCUGUCCCAGGUGACCACCACGGGAGAUAGGGGACCCACAGACGCCACCACAGCCGGGGAGCAGUGGGAGUACGAGGUGACAGCCGGGGGACGCGGCCGGGGGGACGAGGGCACCACUGACGGCAGCUACGGGGAGCAGGACGAGUACGCCCGCGGGGACAGCUACCAGGCCUACGAGGACGAGUUCGGCUACUACAAGGGGCACGGCUAUGACGUGUACGGCCAGGAUUACUACUACAGCCAGUAA